ACACAUAUUAUCUCGUUGCCCAUGUCGAUGUCGAAUGUCGAAUGUCGGCAUAUCUGAGCCACCACCGUCGUCGCCAAUUACCUACCAAUAGGGUCUCGACAGCCUUACCUCUGAGCUUCCCUUUAGUCUCUUGACCCCUCGACCCCUCGACGUUGGGUCUGCUUGCAUUAAGCCGCUCAUGACUACAUACAUGACCACAUACCUAGUCCAGUUUCCUCCUACAUACACAUACAUUACAUUCAUAUCUUAUUAUAUCUCGCAUAGCAACAACAUCAGCUGCCUAGCCCGGGUCCGCUACGCCUUGCUUCUUGUAUCUGUUCUCCCCGCCCUUUAAACAAUCUCGCAGUCCGUUCCAAUCUUCAAUACACUCGAAUUUCCAAGUCGGGUCGAACUUGGACCACGGUCGACUUGGAGUCACCAUUGCCACGCCAACACGUCGCUAUUACAACUCGGCUUGCCCCGCCGGCUAUAGCUGCGGACUCAGCACAGUCCUUCGUUCCAAAUUCUCUUAAUAGCGGAAAUCGCAGAACAGACCAGGUCCAUGAAGCUUGAACGAUAGCGCGCUGUUUUAUUCAAACACCGCCGUCAUGGCAGCACAGGCAGGCUUGCCGUCGCAUGAGCCCCCGCCAUCGUCGGAACAUGGUAGACUAACUAACAUGUGGAAGAAGAUUCUGGGGAAGGACAACAACCAUGCGCCAACGUCCCAAAUAACGAACCCUGAAGCAGAACCUAGGGCGUCUCUAGACUCUUCACCUAGUAGUUCGGGCUUGUUGCGCAGGGUUUCGAGAAAGGUGGUUCCGGGCCUGCCCCGCGCUAAGACCUUCAAGAGACAGCAGUCUGAAGUGAGGGAGAAGCUCGAGGUUAUCGAGCCUACGUCAGUGGAACGCAGGGCCGUUUCGGUUGAUAGACGCAUGCGUAUUCAACGCAGCGUCUCCCAUGUGGACCAGCCUCUUCCGCGCGCGAGUGCGCCUGACUUUCUUGAUAAUUCUCGGGGUUCUCGGGGUUCGCUUAGCCCUAACACCGUCGUUUCUCAGCCCAAAUCACCAAAAGCAUCAGCUCCUCAGACCCCUAUCGACGAAAAACAGUUCUUAAGCCUCCAAGAUGCCAACACUGCCAAUUUAACCCCGGAUACAGUUCCGGAUGCCGCGCCGGAGCACCGUGGCCUACUCCGACCGGUACUCACCCGCGGCGAAUCGCGAACGCCUAUCGAUGCCCAAUCCUUUACAUCGUCUCAGUAUGAUGCAAUCAUCAACGACGAGCUGGAGCGGAAAUGGAUUCUCAACCUGAGUAUGCAUUUCCGAGAUAAAUCCAGGAGAGAAAAGUUUUUCGUCACAUAUCGCGAAGAAGAACAUGUGUGGAGACGGGUAACUAUCUCCCUAGAUUAUCGAAAUGCCCCAGAUGACUCUCUAGAGAAGGAUUUACUACAUAUCAAAUUUCAAAGAGAGAAGAGUGCCAAGAUUUACGAGGCUAUACGCGAAAGCCUUCAGGAUAUUCAAUUCUACCCGACAGUCACCAAUCUUAAGCUGCAGACGACGGAUGGAAGACUGCACGUGCACGUGGUGGAAGAUGUCAACGAGAUCAUCAAUUACCCCACCGUCCGCAUGAUUCAGCAUUUGAAAUGUCGACGUGUCCGGGAGAGAGAUCUUGUAUUCGACUCUCACAUGUCAGGCUUCGUCUACAAGGUCCGUGUUGAUGGGAAGACACUCAUUAAGAAAGAAAUACCAGGGCCAGACACAGUAGACGAAUUCCUCUACGAAGUCAACGCCCUCAAUUCCUUGCAUUUCUCCCGCAACGUUAUCGAAUUUAAUGGCGUUGUGGUUGACGAUGAGGAUGAGUCCGUCAAGGGCCUACUCAUCAACUAUGCAGAGAAGGGUGCGCUUAUCGACGUGAUUUACGAUUCGCAAGAAGAAGGUCGUUUCCUGCCGUGGUCUCUUCGAGAGAAAUGGGCAAGGCAGAUCGUCCAGGGCCUAUCGGACGUCCAUGAGGCCGGGUUUGUACAAGGCGAUCUUACACUCUCUAACAUUGUCAUCGAUUACAACGACAACGCAAAAAUUAUAGACAUUAACAGACGAGGUUGCCCAGUCGGGUGGGAACCUCCGGAGGCUACUCCACUCAUCGACAGUAACCAGCGGAUCUCGAUGUACAUCGGUGUAAAAUCCGAUCUCUACCAGCUAGGAAUGGUAUUGUGGGCGCUCGCGACGUUGGAGGACGAGCCGGAAGCGCAUCGACGUCCACUUCGUUUGAGUCCCGAGAUCGAAGUCCCGGAUUUCUAUCGCACCAUGGUGGAGUAUUGCUUGCACGAGGAUCCACGUGUCCGACUUCAAGCUACCGUACUACUGAAGCUAUUCCCCGAGCGCACUCACGAUGACGACUAUGAUAGGCAAACGGUGCCUUCGAUUUCUGUCGACGACGGAUUUUCUAUGAGAGAAUAUACGGUGGACGGGUAUCAAGGUAACGGUCAUCUGCAAAUCAAACCAACUCAGCCUCGGGAUGCUUGGUCAUUUUCCAACUUCGGUAAUACACAUGCUACGUCGCCAGGUUUCUCCGACGACCCGUUCUACUACCCAUCGAGGGGACGAUCUCCGCCUAGAUCAUUGCCGAGUAACCACGACAUGUAUAGCCCGCCCUACUUUGAACAACGCGAGGUAUGGCCCAAUAACGUCACAGAUUCGACGACCAAUGCCACGGAAUCGAAAGAGCAGGCUGCCGAUGCUUCAAGAGAAGGACAGACGACGGCAGAUGUAAUUGAGAAAGUGCAACGAGACGUCGAUGAAUCAGCGGCGGAAGGAACUCGAACGACUGGUGGUGAAAACCAGACGAAAGAAGCCGCGUUGGCAACUAGCGCCGACAAACCGCCUAAGGUAGCCGCCAAGGACGUCGAAAAGGCCUUACCUUUCACUGACGACAAUACAGAAGCUGUCAUACCUACUGACGGCCCUACGACGACGGCUGCGCUGGCUGAGGAGCAAACUUUGGAAGUUUCGCGACCACGGAGCGAAACUGAAGCUUGGAGACAAACCGGAGUAGCACAGUUCGACGAGCCAGGGGACGCGGGUAGGUCCGUAAUACUGGCACCUCACCAAGCCAACGAGGCCAUCCAGCCUUCUGCAGAUGAAGAUGAAGAAAUUGAGCUACCCAAUCACUAUACACACGACAGUACGGUUAUACCACCGCAACCAACAGAAGCAUCAAACUUGCCAGCUGAAUUAACGGGUAUCGGAUCGAAAUACGAAGACGAUUUUCCUCGAGAACUAAACUUCUCCGACGAAGAGCUAGAACCCUCUACGACAGUCCCGACAACGAAUGUGGCAUCUCAAGCCUAA
This is a messenger RNA of Annulohypoxylon truncatum, 3323 nucleotides long. RefSeq lists its product as uncharacterized. The coding region runs from base 588 to 3323 and encodes 911 amino acids. Gene Ontology annotation, cellular component: cytoplasm. Gene Ontology annotation, molecular function: protein kinase activity; ATP binding. The record is from RefSeq and is a predicted model, not a curated record. Gene Ontology annotation, biological process: protein phosphorylation; signal transduction. Lineage: Eukaryota; Fungi; Ascomycota; Sordariomycetes; Xylariales; Hypoxylaceae. The transcript has 2 exons.